GGGGCGGCCCCGCGCGCGCCGCAGCGGCCCGCAGACGGCGAGGGGGAGGGGUGGUGCGCGCGCCGGCGGGGCCGCGCGGGGAGAAAGACACUGGAAGGCAACCGGGCGGGGAGAGGCGCGCGCGGGCCGCGGCUGAGCAGGAGGCUACUAGGAGAGCCCGCGGGGGUCCGGGGGUGCGAUUCCUCCGCCCCCGCAAAACAAUGUGUAGCGUGCAGCGGGGCGCAACUUGCGGGAGGCGGCGGGGACGCGCCGAACCCGCCUGAGACCGAGCCGCUGACCUCCCCCCGCCGUCCGUUGGGCCCGAGCGCCUUGCUCCCCAGCUCUCGGGGGCCGGGCCGAGCUACGGGGCGGGGCCGCCCCUCCGUCGCUGCUGCCUCCUCCCCCACCCCCAGCCGCGGAGGAUGCGGACGGCCCCCGGCGGCGUCUAGCGGCCCCGGGCCCAGGCGCGAUGGUGCAGCAGCGGGGCACGCGGGCCAAGCGGGACGGCGGGCCGCCGCCCCCGGGGCCGGGGCCGGCCGAGGAGGGGGCGCGUGAGCCCGGCUGGUGCAAGACCCCGAGCGGCCACAUUAAGAGACCGAUGAACGCGUUCAUGGUGUGGUCACAGCACGAACGGCGAAAGAUCAUGGACCAGUGGCCCGACAUGCACAACGCCGAGAUCUCCAAGCGCCUGGGCCGCCGCUGGCAGCUGCUGCAGGACUCGGAGAAGAUCCCGUUCGUGCGGGAGGCGGAGCGGCUGCGCCUCAAGCACAUGGCGGAUUACCCGGACUACAAGUACCGGCCGCGCAAAAAGAGCAAGGGGGCGCCAGCCAAGGCGCGGCCCCGCCCCCCCGGCGGUGGCGGCGGCGGUGGCAGCCGGCUCAAGCCUGGGUCGCAGCUGCCUAGCCGCGGGGGCCGCCGAGCGGCAGGAGGGCCUUUGGGGGGCAGCGCGGCGGCUCCCGAGGACGACGAUGAGGACGACGACGAGGAGCUGCUAGAAGUGCGCCUAGUCGAGACCCCCGGGCGGGAGCUGUGGAAGAUGGUCCCGGCAGGGCGGGCUGCCCGGGGACCAGCGGAGCGCGCUCAGGGGCCGUCGGGCGAGGGAGCGGCUGUCACCACUGCCUCCCCUACUCCGUCGGAGGACGAGGAGCCUGAGGAAGAGGAGGAGGAGGCAGCAGCGGUGGAGGAAGGCGAAGAGGAGACGGUGGCGUCGGGAGAGGAGCCGCUGGGCUUUCUAUCCAAACUGCCCCCGGGCCCAGCCGGCCUGGACUGCAGCGCCCUGGACCGCGACCCUGACCUGCAGCCUCCGUCAGGCACGUCGCACUUCGAGUUCCCGGACUACUGCACCCCAGAGGUUACCGAGAUGAUCGCGGGGGACUGGCGCCCGUCUAGCAUCGCCGACCUGGUUUUCACCUACUGAGCCCACCGUCAGCGGGGCGCGCAAGCCCCCAAACCAGCUGUUUACAUACAGGAAUCAGGUAUUGGGGCCCCUCGGAGGCCGAGGCUGGCACCCCAUCUCCCACGCAGCCUCCCCCCUCCUAGACGUGCCCAUCCCCCCUCGAAUCCAGACAUGCCCCUCCCCCGCAGACACACCCCAAGGCAGCCCAACCCCCACCCUUUCCCUGACAUCCAAGCUCCUCCCUGUCCUGCCCCCUUCUGCACAGCCACCAGCAGCCAGCCCCCCUCCGGUACACCUCCCGUCCUUUCCUACAGACCUGUGCCCCUCCCCCACUAUGCACUUGCCCCUCCUCGAGGCCGGAGGACACGCCCCUGCCCUUGCUCCGGAAUCCCUCCGCCUUUGCCUAGCCCCCCUCCUCUCUCGUUUAAGGGGGCGCUGGGGCCCGGAGGCCCCGCGCACUCCUCCCAGGCCCCUCCCCCCCAAACGGGGGGAGGGGAGGGGCGCGCUUCUUUUACUCUGGGAACGCAGGGACCCGCCCCCUUUUUGCGCAUGCUUAAUGCUUCUUGGGAGGAGGGGGCUGGUCCCUCUGGCCAGCACUGGGCAGAAGUGGGGUGGGUACAGAGCUAUCCUGAGAAAUAUUUUGAUCCGGGAGCUGCGGCUUCCUUUCAACCCGACGGGGCGUCACUGCCUUAAUGGGAGGAGCACUCAAAAGGGGGAGAAAGGGACUAACUAGCCGGUCCGGAAGGGUUGGUUUGGAACUUGAAAAUGUCCCAAGUGGCGUAACCUCCUUUCACUUAAUGGGGUCGCGCAGACCCACCGGUACCCCCCACACACACACACCAACUACCUGAAUGCCUCUGCGGCCUAUCUUGGUCCCCAGAAACCUCUCUUUCAUUCCUCACCCUGGGAAUUGGGGGUAGGGUCUUUCUCUGGAAAUUCACCAUGAGAGGAAGGGAUGACCAAAAAACUCAGAACUGAGACACGUAACAGUGUGUUUGGGGGACAGUGUUCUGCCGCUUCCCCCCUCCCCCGGAAGUGCCCUGUCAGUUCAGGGCACACUCUCGAGCCUGGGCUCCUGAAGCCCACAACCUCUUCCUAUCACUCAAGCCUCCCUGUGCCCCCAGUGAUAGUAUUCAGUGGGAGAAGCGGCGCACGUUGUUACUAGGGGCUUGAGACUGAAGCACGAUAGCAGAUGGAGUGUCAAGAAGAGCCUCAUUUUUAAGAGCCUUGUUUUUGAGCAGCUGACUUGAGACCAUCGAUUGGACCAGUGAGACUGAAAGGCUGUCAGAGCAGUGGAGGUGUGCCCUGCGCCUAUUUUUCCACGUGAAAAAAUAGGGAUAGCGAUGUUGUAGGAGGAAGCUGUGUCCAGUUCGGGGUGCCUUAGGGACCCUGCCCCUGAUGUUACCCCUCUAACUCCCAAUUCCCCGCUCAGGCCCCGCCCCUCCGGCCUCCCCCACCCCCACCUCCCUUGCCCUCACUACCUGUAUCUCACCGGCGUGUGUUCACCCCCCCGGGUGUGCACACACUCUCAUUCACACACACAAAUCUCAGGAACAAACGGUCCCAGAGUCCUCCGGGACCCCUGCCCAGGGUCUCUGCUGGCCUCUGCCCCACGCGUUCCCAUCGCUGACAAAGCCACCAGCUGCCUCCUUUACGCUUGGUGCUCCGGCUCUGGGCCUUUCUUGCGCUCUUUCUCUCUCUCUCUCUUUCUCUUUCUCUCUCUUUUUUAAGUAAAACAACAACAAAAAGACAAUGAAAAAAACCCCAGAAAACGUCAUGUGAGUGAAGAGAUGUCAUUGUCUGUGGUCUUGAAGAACUAGUCUAGUAGCUGAGGGGAGGGAUCCCUCCCAUCUGGGGCACUGGCACCCACAGCAGGACUUCCGCCAGUCUGAUGCCAGGACUGAAUAAAGUGUAUUUGCCCCUACCUCGCCCUGUGGUUCUACAUGUCUGUGCCUUUCCUCAACCCUUCCCAAACAGUUUGCCAGGUUCAAGUCUCUUGAUUUAGCGCUGUACAGGAAGAGCUGGGAAUUCCAGGACGAGGCACCUGGCUCCUCCAGGCCUCUGCCUCCCUCUAUCUCAGGACUCCCUGGUCUUCACUGAGGGUGCCAAGCUCAUUCCUGCAGGGGCCAGGCAGGUAGCAUAAAUGAAUGAGAGUCUGGGUGGACACUGGCUUCAUGACCCACUUCAAGGUAGGGACAACUGCUCACCUCCUGCCAGUUGUGACCCUGUGGGAUUGUCACCCACAGUGUCCAAGUGGCUAGGUUUUUUAAGAGAAAGUGGAAUCUGGGUAUUUCUGAACAUCUCCAUGUCAAAAUGAAAGCUGACUUUUGAAUCUUUGUGAACCAAAUGAAAUGUAUAGGCAUACCUGGGUGGGGGGGCGGUUUGACCCUUAUCUUAAUGAGAAGUGAAAUGUAGGGUUGGGCCACAUUGUCUGGGCUCCAAGCCUAGCUCCGUCCACCAUUACCUGCAUGACCUUGAGCAAGUUCACCCUGACUGCAAUAUGUGUAACAUGGGAACUGAUAGUACCUGCUGCUUAGGGGGAAAUGAAGUUUGAGGUGAGAAGCAUUUAACUUGGUGCUCCAUGAACUGUCUUAUUCCCUGGUCAAGAGGAGGAAACGGGGUCAGAGUGGUGGUGCAACUUGCAGGAAGACCUGCAAGCAGCCAAGGUCAGAGACAGAUCGGCUCCAAAUCUCCAACCGGUCUGUGUAUUCCUUAAGGGCACUACCUCUCCCUGCUUGCAACUGCAGCUGGUGUAAGACUAGCUCAGGGCCUGGAGUGGUGGUGUUGGUCCCAGUGCCUGGCACAUAACCGGCCCAAAAUAUAUUUUUAUUGAAUGAGUAAAGAAAAGCACCGAAUUACCAUUCCUGCCCUUGAGAUUCUCACCAGUGUGUUUUGGAAACCGAGACCAAGGCUUUUCAAAAUCCUUUUGUUCCCCCGGGGCCCCCUCACCCUAGUUUUCACUCUACCAGAACUUGUGAAUUAUUCCUAAGGUUGGACAAAGCCAUUUCCCCAAUAAGAACCAAGGCCAAGUGUGCGGACCUCAUCCAGAGAGGGUAUUUGGGGACUGGGAUGCCUACAGAUGACUUAAAGGGGAACUAGAGCAAGUCUGGGAGGGCUGAGCUCAUACAGAAAGGUGGCCUGGGGCAGUGUAGAAAUUCCAGUGCCCGCUUCUCAGUCUCUUAAUUGGAAGCAAGGCAACCAGAAAACAAAGAAGUCCUACAAGGAUGGAGGAGGUGUGGCAGAUGUGUGUGUCACCCAGAACCCCUCCUAGAAAGGACUUCCCCAGCUGUGGGAAGUAGGGUCAGCAGAGAGCCCCAGCUGUCGGCGCUCCGCCGGUCUGUCUGCCCCGGCUGCAGAGAGCCACUCAGCCAAGGCAGCUUGUGUCUGGUGUCAGAGCAGAAUCGGGUGUGACUGCCUGGCCAUCUCACUUCAGUGUGGGUCAGACACUGGCAGGCAGUACUUGCACCGCCCUCCCCCCAUCCUCACCCGGGGCCCCUCCAGGGUGAGGGGGGCUUUGCCAGGCCUGUGCCACUGAUUGACUUCCUAUACCCAGUCCUGCCUCCCCCUCCCUUUUCUCUUCGUAGGUGUUUAUCCCUAAUAAAUAUUUUGCACCCCAAA
Molecule: messenger RNA, 4993 nt
Organism: Phyllostomus discolor (pale spear-nosed bat)
Lineage: Eukaryota; Metazoa; Chordata; Mammalia; Chiroptera; Phyllostomidae
Gene: SOX12
Product: SRY-box transcription factor 12
Exons: 1
Coding region: 449-1396 (315 amino acids)
Biological process (GO): negative regulation of transcription by RNA polymerase II; positive regulation of transcription by RNA polymerase II; anatomical structure morphogenesis
Molecular function (GO): RNA polymerase II cis-regulatory region sequence-specific DNA binding; DNA-binding transcription factor activity, RNA polymerase II-specific
Source: RefSeq, a predicted model, not a curated record